Messenger RNA from Phragmites australis (common reed), 1314 nucleotides. Its product is annotated as transcription repressor OFP4-like. The record is from RefSeq and is a predicted model, not a curated record. The transcript has a single exon. Bases 125 to 1165 code for a protein of 346 amino acids. Gene Ontology annotation, molecular function: DNA binding. Gene Ontology annotation, biological process: negative regulation of DNA-templated transcription. NCBI's taxonomy places the organism in Eukaryota, Viridiplantae, Streptophyta, Magnoliopsida, Poales, Poaceae.
GGCUCCGCGCUCAAGUCACCUUGGCCCUCGCUCUGGUCCCCGACCACCACCACCUCCCCUGCUCCACCUCUCCUCCUCCUCGUACAGCGUAAUACAGAGCAAAGAUCCUGCCAGCGGCGGGGCCAUGGGCCGGCGCAAGUUCCGGCUCUCCGACAUGAUGCCCAACUCCUGGUUCUACAAGCUCCGCGACAUGCGCCGCGGGCGAGGCCACUCUGGCGGCGGCGCAAUGCAGCCGUCAUCGUCGUCGUCGCCGCGGGGGACAAGGGCUGUCACACAGCCUGCCACGCCGAUGCGUCGUUCCUUGGCUCUCCCGCACAGGGCGUCGUACUACUACACCACCCGGGACAGGGAGCUCCCGCCGUCGCCGCCUCCGCGGCCGAGGGCAGCCACGGAGGAUCGUCAGUUCUUCCCCCAAUCGCAGUCGCCGCCGAGGAGCGCCAGUAGCCGGCUCCAGGUGGGGCCCUUCAUUGUGGGACGCGUGCUGGAGCCCUUGGUUGAGGUGCCGGGCGCUUCACAGCGCCGGCGUGACAUGUACGUCGGGCGUGAUGGCGGCGAGGACGCCGGGGAACUCCAGAAGCAGACGGUGACCGCGCCUGCAAAUGACGUGCCCAGCGGCAAGGUGAUCACGUCGGAAACGGACAUCAUCAUCGAUCUCCGGGCCGAGGAGACGCCCGAGAAGGUGCUCCGGCAGAUCGUGACCAGGCCGGCGAGGAGGGAGGUUGUCCGGUACGAGCUGAAGGACAGGCACGUUGACGUCGCCGACACGACGCCGAGAGCCAGCUCUUCCUCGGAGCAGGGCAGCAAGGGCAACCCGAGGCGCUCGUCCGUGUCCACGGGGCGCCGCCUCAAGACGCGCGUCAACAGCCCGCGGCUGGUGUCCAGAUGCAGGAAGGGCAAGCCGACGACCUCGGCUCCACGGAAGACGACGCCAGCACCGCCGCCUCCGCUCGCGGAAAGCUUCGCCGUGGUGAAGGCGUCGGCCGACCCGAGGACGGACUUCCGCGAGUCGAUGGAGGAGAUGAUCGCCGAGAAGGGCAUUCGCGACGCCGCCGACCUGGAGGACCUCCUCGCGUGCUACCUCGCCCUCAACGCCGCCGAGUACCACGACCUCAUCGUCGAGGUGUUCGAGCAGAUUUGGACGAGCCUCGCCAGCGUCCAGCCGUGAAGAAACGCCAUGAGAUCAUCAUCACUCAUCGUGCUAGCUCCUGCUGCGUCACUGCUUGCUCAGUACAUCCAUUGCCAACUACUGCAGAUUACUUAGCUUACUUCUUGACUUGUUGUUAAUGGCAGCAAUAAGAAAUCUACAAAAGAAAA